Molecule: messenger RNA, 1396 nt
Organism: Poecilia latipinna (sailfin molly)
Lineage: Eukaryota; Metazoa; Chordata; Actinopteri; Cyprinodontiformes; Poeciliidae
Product: sodium-dependent multivitamin transporter-like
Exons: 4
Biological process (GO): sodium ion transport
Molecular function (GO): symporter activity
Source: RefSeq, a predicted model, not a curated record
GGUGCGGUGGCCGGUCUGGGCGCAGGUCUGGUCGGGGCUUUCUGGGUCGGCAUCGGCAGCAUCGUCACCCGCAGCUCUGGCGCUAAGCGGCUGCCGCCCAGCUGCCACAUCAACACAACCGCCGCCUUUCAGACGGCGAUCGGCAACGUGACGAGUCGGCCCACGGGGCUGCACAGGUUUUACUCUCUGUCCUACAUGUGGUACGCCGGCUUCAGCUGCCUGAUAGUCAUCCUCGUCGGGCUGACCGUCAGCUUUCUCACAGGCCCAAUGAAAGAAGGGGAGGCGACACCUGGAACAGUCUAUCCGUUGUUAGGAAAGCUGCUUUUUUUUCUGCCCGAACACAGGAAGAAGAACGUCUGCUGCGUGACUCCUCUGAGACCGGCCAUCCCAUCCCCACAAGGGCCACGUUCACACAAAGAAAGCAAUGGAACCACCAGUGGGCAACACACACCAUCGCAGCAGCAGACAGAGCGUUUGCUGCCUGACGCCGACUCCCGUGUUAUCGAGUACGAAACAGCGGUGUGACGUCGAAGUCGUCCACCCUCGAGGACGGAAAUCUCUCAGAACAUAAAGCACUUGGAGCGGAGUUCUGCAUUUGCAUGUAGAUUACAAUGCGUUUGUCGUUGUGAUGCCUUUCCUUCGGGGUGAGGGAUUUUUAUCAGGUUUGCACUUUGAGCCACAGAAGCAGCAGCAGCAGCAGCUCCAGACUGAUGUUUUUUUUUGUGAUUGAAUGAUUCGCAGCGGAGAAGGUUUUGUAGAUCUCAACAGUAUGUUUCCGUUCCAGUCAGCUGCUUGAAUGUUUCAAUAGAUUGCCUUUAUACUUGUGAAAGUGCACUAUGAUGUUACAUAAAAAUCGAAGAUUAAUGAGCUGAUGAGCAAGUUGAUCCUUUUUAGACAUUAAAAAAAAUGUAUUUUAAUAUUUGAGAAGCACUACUACAUCAUACAUCAGAUUUCAGGUUUUAUUUGAAAGCUGACCCGCUGGUCACGAUUUUUACUCUCUACAAUUUUGCUAUUGACUGUAACACAAGCACCAACAAAUUGUGCUGGAGUCUCUUUUAUCAAGGUGCUAGUUUUCAAUGCAACAGAAAAGGAGGAACGGUGCAAGGUUGUUUCCAUUUAUGCAUUGUUGCAUAUAUGCCUAAUCCUUGACAAAACUAGGUGGAGUAAAGUUGAUGUGUUUAUAGACCAAAAAUGUUCAAUUAAUUUCGGAGUACGUGAUUGAUCAGAGACGAUCCACAACAAACUGGCAGAUUCAAGUCUUUUUCCGAUUAUUUGUUGCAUCUCUACUACUAAAGCUGUGAGACUUGGCACCCCAAUUACUUCUCUGACUGUGUCCUGGAAUUAAGACUGUAAAACCAAUUUUCUACAUAAGAUUAAAAAUUUGUAAUAAAAAGUG